CGGUCGACUCGCGCGAGUUGUCAUUGGCUGUUUUGCUCUGUUCCGCGACUGUCGCUCUGUCGGCACUCGCGGUCUCUCGUCCGUAAGUAUAAUUAAUAUUCCGUCGGGACCUGUCGCGCUGUACGGUCAUCAGUCCUGCAGCGGCAGCGGAGUUACGAGUUUUCGCCGUUUUUGGCCGGUCAUAUUAUUUACGAGGGGUGAUUAUAAUAUAAUAUCACUUAGAACCGCAUAAUAAAGACAGUGCCACUUCCUUAUCAAGAAAUAAACGGAUUUAUUAAGCAGGAAAUUAUGGAUGAAUUAGAUAAUAAUUAUUACGCUGGUGGAUUAUUACAAAAAAUGCGUGAUUGUAAGGUAUCUAAUAGUCCUGGAGAAUUGGCGAUGUCACAUACUAAACCCAACAAUCAAGAAAUGAACAGGACCAUUAAAAAUGAAAGUAUUGAUUCAUCAUACUUUAUUAAGCAGGAAACAAUUGAUGAAGCAGAGGACAAUUACACGAGUGAAUUAUUACAAAAAAUGCGUGAUUGUAAGGUAUCACACAGUCCUGGAGAACUGAUGAUGCCACAUACUAAACCUGAUAAUCAAGAAAUGAACGAGACCAUUAAAAAUGAAAGUAUUGAUGGAUGUAUGGAUGAAUGUAUUGAUAUAUCAGACGAUCAUAACAACAUCAUUAGAUUAUUACCUAGAAGACCUAGAUACGAGACUGAAAAUAUGGCAGUAUCAUUUUACGGCGCAGAAAACUACGAAAUAGAUAUUAUUGAUAGAUAUGUAUUUGAAGGAUUUGUGUGUAGCAAAAGCCAUUCAUCAGAAUUCAUUGCUUGUGUGAAUUCGGACUUAUUGUAAUCUAAAUCAAGAUGAAAACAACUUUUUUAGUACCUUUCAUUGUUAUUUUUUGUUACAAAUAUUAUUAUCAUCUUCAAGAAAUGUACAAACUUUUCAGACACAUUAUAAUGGCCAAUAUCAAUGUAAAUUGGUCUAUUAUUAGUCUUUUGUUUUGCAAUUGAUACAAAUUCUAAACUUAAGUUAUCAAAAACUUAUUACAGAUAUACAUAAAUUAUUCAAACAUAUAAAUUUUAUUAUUCUUUAGCUCACUUUUAUAGGUACUAAAAUAUUCAUUCUCAAUUUUGUUUGUUACCUAUACUAAACCGCUCAAUUAGUUAUUUUGGAUUAUGUCAUGGUUUUUUUUUUUUUUUGACAUGCAAAAGUAUCAUUUUUUUUUUUUGUUUUGUUUUUUAGCAAGAACCAACAUUUUGGAACUACAGUAUUAUCUCAAUAAAAAUAGAAUAGGUUGAUACAAUGUUUAUUUUUUGAAAACUUAAGAACAAGCUUAAAUUAUUAAAUUA
Messenger RNA from Acyrthosiphon pisum (pea aphid), 1340 nucleotides. RefSeq lists its product as uncharacterized. The transcript is spliced from 5 exons. NCBI's taxonomy places the organism in Eukaryota, Metazoa, Arthropoda, Insecta, Hemiptera, Aphididae. The record is from RefSeq and is a predicted model, not a curated record. Bases 289 to 840 code for a protein of 183 amino acids.